Messenger RNA from Apiotrichum porosum, 735 nucleotides. RefSeq lists its product as uncharacterized. Bases 1 to 735 code for a protein of 244 amino acids. The transcript is spliced from 4 exons. Lineage: Eukaryota; Fungi; Basidiomycota; Tremellomycetes; Trichosporonales; Trichosporonaceae. The record is from RefSeq and is a predicted model, not a curated record. Gene Ontology annotation, molecular function: carbonate dehydratase activity; zinc ion binding. Gene Ontology annotation, biological process: cellular response to carbon dioxide; cellular response to oxidative stress.
AUGUCCUCCAACGCCGUCGCCAACCUCACCCUGCCGCUGCUCUCUGGCAACGCGGCGUGGGCGGCGCAGAUGAAUGCCACCAACUCGACAUUCCUGCCCACGCUCGCGGAAGCGCAAGCCCCGCCCGUCGUCUGGAUUGGGUGUGCCGACUCUCGUGUGCCAGAGAGCGUCAUCACCAACCAGCUCCCAGGACAGAUCUUCACCACUCGCAAUAUCGGAAACCAGUUCCAUACCAACGACGACUCGGCCCAGGCCGUCGUCGAGUAUGGCAUUGGCCACCUGAAUGCGUCGAACGUCGUCGUCGUCGGCCACACCAACUGUGGUGGUGUCAAAGCCGCUUAUGCCGCCGGCGCACCUACAGCCACCGACUCGUCGAGCCACGCCCACGCCACAGAGCCCGAGUCCUCCGACACCUGCUCUCGCCGCCGCAGCUAUUUCGCCCGCUCCGCCUCGGAGAACAGCACCGAGGAAGCCGAGGAAGCCAACGACCCUCUGAACAACUUCCUUGCGCCGCUCAUUGACCUGCGCCGGGCACUGCCGCCCAACGCGACCGUCCUCGACCUCACCGUCGCCAAUGUCCGGGCUGGCGUCAUCCACGUUGUCAACUCGACGACGAUCCAGGACGCCUGGGCUGCUGGUCGCGAAGUCUGCGUCCAUGGUUGGCUCUACGACCUCGCCUCUGGCCUGAUCCAGGACCUGGGCUUCACCACGUGCUCCGACUCGACGGUCAACUAG